Messenger RNA from Oikopleura dioica, 1329 nucleotides. The record is from the annotation of a GenBank genome assembly. Lineage: Eukaryota; Metazoa; Chordata; Appendicularia; Copelata; Oikopleuridae.
AUGCGGAAGAGUAGGGGAGCUCCAAGAGGAAGUAAAAAGGCACCUGGACCAGCUGGCCCAAGACUCCCUGGUGGAAGACUCCCUCUACUCAGAGAUGCAAAAGAAUCAGAUCAAGCUGACUUGAUGCUUCGCAAGCUCGAAAUAUGCUCGAAGAUUUACUCAUUCGAUGGGUACGUUAACAUGGAGGAAGAAAGGCAAAAAAAGAAUAAAACAGAGACGCUUCAUGAGUUACGAGAGGCUGUUCAAACGAUUCCCCAGCUAUUGCGCGAGCCUGUUAUCAAGAAUAUGAUGACGAUGAUAGAAAUCAAUGUCUUUCGUCCAUUGCCGAGGCCUGUUCCUGGAGUCGGGGGCGAAAAUGAUGACGAUACUUUCCACGAUCCACAGUAUGAACAUGUUAGCCUCGUCCACGACUUGUUUGUGAAUUUCCUUGAAAGCCAAGCAUUCCAUCCAAACACGAUGAAGAAAUACGUAGACGCCUCGUUUAUCACACAGCUCCUUGGCUUGCUGAAUUCACAUGAUGAACGCGAGCGAGAAAUUGUUAAGACUGUUCUUCAUCGAAUUUAUGGUAAAUUUUUGGGGCUUCGAGGCUUCAUCAGGAAAUCCAUCAACAAUAUUUUCCUCGAAUUCGCGUACGAAGACGAUUCGUUCAACGGCGUUGGCGAGUUACUGGAAAUCCUCGGAUCGAUCAUUAACGGCUUCGCAGUGCCGAUCAAAGCUGAGCAUAAAUUAUUUUUGUCGAAGGUUUUGAUCCCAUUACACAAAUCGCCUCGGUAUACUUCAUUUCAACCUCAUUUGUCGUAUUGUAUCGUUCAAUUUGUCGAGAAAGAAUCUGCAUCGACAAUGCUCGUCGUCGGAUCAAUGCUCAGAGUUUGGCCCAUCACAAAUACUAGCAAAGAAAUAAUGUUCCUUUCGGAAAUCGAAGAGAUCCUUGACGUUUGUGAGCCACAUGAGUUUCUUAACAUCUGCGAGCCUCUUUUCCAAAGAUUAGCUCUGUGUAUGAAGAGUCAGCAUUUCCAGGUCGCGGAGCGCGCUCUUUACUACUGGAACAACGAAUACGUCGUAAGCUUAAUCGAGGAAAACAUUCGAAUGGUGAUGCCAAUUGUUUUUAUGUCACUGUAUGAAGCGGCAAAGACACACUGGAGUGCAACCAUCGUCAUGCUUGUCUGCAAUGUUCUAAAAACAAUGAUGGAAAUGGACCAAGAGCUCUUCGAUAACCUGGCGCAAAUGCUCAUGGACGACAAGAACGAGCCGAUGAACGCGCAGCAGACAGUGCUGGACGCAAUGAACCGAGCUGAAACAAUGAACAACUUGAGUAACCCUCCCAUGUAA